GGGAAGCUAAGAGGAGCUCAGAAGUCCUGGACACACAUUGCCAUCUUCGUCCGCUGGAUUUGACUUCAAUUUUACGUCCUUGAGGGCAUCUCAAGGAGACAACCAGCAAAUAUGGACAGAACACUGUUGUUGCUUUUCAUCCGGAUUUUCCUGGGUGUGGCGGAAUCUGACAGGCCUCUGACAGAUUUAGAAACUAUUGCCGGGAAGCUGGUCUUCUAUCAAAUGGAUGGCAACGCCACCUAUGUGAGAGACAAAGGAGAGCUGGCGUCAGACAUUCCCACCGAGACCAUGUUCGAACUUUCUGAUCCCCAUCAGAAUUUCAGCACGGCGAACUUCAGCUUCACGUGGGAUUUAGGGAACGGAGAGGUAAUCCAGGGGAAUGAGCCUGUUGUCCGCUACCACUACGCUUUGUCUGGAAACUACACACUCCGAUUGAAAAUUGGAGUCAAUAUGUCCAAAUACACGCCUGCAUUAACUGGAAUCUACUCCAAGGAUAUUCAAGUUCUUGACGCCAUUAAAAGCAUUGAGUUGAAGGGGCCUUCCAAUUACGAGGUGUCUCAAACCACCGGCCUUGCUUUCCACGUGGAUGGAAGUCCCCCCAUGUGGGUGUGUUGGAGCUUCCUUCCCCGCUGCGUGCCCGAAACGACGGGGGGCUGCACGCUGACCGUACUGUACGAGAACACCUUGUGGCUCAAUCACACUUUCACCUCCACCGGGGUUCACUGCCUGGACAUCAGCAUCCGCAAUGACAUCAGCAAGCUGCAGACCUCCUUCAGUCUCAUCGUCAGGAAAAACAACGCCAUUAAAAGCAUUGAGUUGAAGGGGCCUUCCAAUUACGAGGUGUCUCAAACCACCGGCCUUGCUUUCCACGUGGAUGGAAGUCCCCCCAUGUGGGUGUGUUGGAGCUUCCUUCCCCGCUGCGUGCCCGAAACGACGGGGGGCUGCACGCUGACCGUACUGUACGAGAACACCUUGUGGCUCAAUCACACUUUCACCUCCACCGGGGUUCACUGCCUGGACAUCAGCAUCCGCAAUGACAUCAGCAAGCUGCAGACCUCCUUCAGUCUCAUCGUCAGGAAAAACAACAACAUGCUCUUCAUCCUGUCCUCUGCUGCUAUACUUGUUGCAACCUUCUCUUUCAUCACAGUCAUCGCCUGCCACCCUCGAUAUCACAAAAGAGCUCAGAUUGCAGCAUCCAGCAACGCUUUGUUCCUGAAGAGGCAUACGGAUGGCCACAGCAGAAUUGUUUUCCACGUGUCCAGUGUUAAAAGAGAAGAGAAAGAGCCACUGUGGGCGCAGAAUGGCACACACUAUUACUCUUAACUAUUCUCAACUAUGAGUGCUUCGAUAGGGCUACUGGAGGAAUACCGUUGCUUGUUUGGUAUAGUUUGGAGAAAAAAAAAUGUAAACGCUGUACAUAGAGAAACAGUAAGCAAGUUCGUACUGUCCUACUGUGCCACUAGGUUGUAUUCCCGCGAUGCUCUCUGCUGUUUGAAUGAAUUAUUUAGUUACCCAUGUAUGUUCACAAGUCUAGCAGGUCAUAAACCACGUGUAAAUUACAUUGUGUGAGGACAAUCAAUUAGUGACCCACUGGCGCUCAAGCUAAACCCCUCAUGAAUUAUUAACUUUAAUAAAGGUCAUUUCAUUUUCAAUGUUAGUUUUCAGCACAGCGGGUAGU
Molecule: messenger RNA, 1678 nt
Organism: Hippocampus comes (tiger tail seahorse)
Lineage: Eukaryota; Metazoa; Chordata; Actinopteri; Syngnathiformes; Syngnathidae
Gene: tmem130
Product: transmembrane protein 130
Exons: 10
Coding region: 112-1323 (403 amino acids)
Cellular component (GO): plasma membrane
Source: RefSeq, a predicted model, not a curated record